AUGACCGAGCUCUUUGACGAUGCCAGUUGCGUCUCCUUUCCCAGUGGAGGUGACUGCGAGCCGCCGAGCCCAUCUCAGUGCUCGUGGCCUGCAAAUCCGCCUAUGGACCCAGGACUCUUUCAAGCCCAGUUGAUGGGCGUCGCGUACUACGGUGUUUUGAAUCAGUGGCGUCAGGCUUUUGAUUCCGCCGGGAGUCUUGCAGCUUUGCAGAUCGGUACCAUCACGGACGCUUUCCCUUCAAAAAGUCCGCAAGUCAUUCCCUUGGCACAACUCUUAUCCACCUUGGGUGCUGCUUUUGGUGCUGCCGGUUCUGCCUUGAGCAUUAUACCAGAUGGUGAAUUUGCUGGAGGGGCCACAGGAAUCAUAGGAGGAAUCUUAUCCACCAUUGGAGGCGCCCUUCCGUCAUCUGAUCCCAGUGACAACACCCAGAAUACGCUAUCAAACUAUAUGUCCUUGCUCUAUACCAGUACCUGGACUGCCAUCGACACCAUGGCCAAUAACAUCUUCAAGAAAGGCGACGUUAGUUCGUUUCCGAAAUCGGUAAUUACUGGGCCUUGGACGACUCCCAUGGCCAACUACUUCUACAACGGAAAAUGGUUCUAUCCUAUGGACACCAGCACAACGGAGGACUUGGGAUACACCAUGAACCGGACGAUCCAACAGGGCCUGGUGGGAGCGACCCUCGGAGCAGCCGACUACUUCAUCCUGGCAGUUACGGUCUCUGAAUCAGACUGCGACCAGAUCACUAGCGGCACGAUUAUCGAUGGACUGUGCUACUUCCUGGCGUUUCCUGGGAGCCAGGAAUGCAAUAAGGACAAUAAUGCAAUUGACUCUGACACUGUCAAAACGAUGGCGACCUACGGUGUUAAGCCUUCAGAUGUCAUCGAAAACUCUGUGGCAUGUCAGAAACAGACCGAUAACUACUUCGGCACCCUGCCUUUGGCCUUCACCCCGGAGAGUUGGGGAACGGGUAAUCCAAUUUGUUUCUACAAUCUACCUGUAUUCAAAGUACAAGUUGGGUUGACGCUGACGGCGACUGAAGCUGUCGAGGAGAAUCCUUGCGAUGUCUAUAAAUCUAACCUGACUGCCACUUCUCCGGUAACUGGGCUAACUUGGUUGCCGCCGAAUCUAGCGUCUAUAUUCAACGACGAUUGGUGUUACUGUGUCAGGCCUUGUCCACCCUACUGUUAA
Molecule: messenger RNA, 1191 nt
Organism: Penicillium lagena
Lineage: Eukaryota; Fungi; Ascomycota; Eurotiomycetes; Eurotiales; Aspergillaceae
Exons: 1
Coding region: 1-1191 (396 amino acids)
Source: RefSeq, a predicted model, not a curated record